Seriola aureovittata is the source of this 1646-nucleotide messenger RNA. It is a transcript of the gene lrrc42, whose product is annotated as leucine rich repeat containing 42. NCBI's taxonomy places the organism in Eukaryota, Metazoa, Chordata, Actinopteri, Carangiformes, Carangidae. The record is from RefSeq and is a predicted model, not a curated record. Gene Ontology annotation, molecular function: protein binding. The coding region runs from base 235 to 1473 and encodes 412 amino acids. The transcript has 7 exons.
CUUCCUGUGUGGAAUUACCAAACGGAACUCGAUAUACUUGUCAAAAUACAUGCAAGUAGUAAAACCCUUGGAGUGUAAUGUGGAAUACAAUUAGAAUAGCUAACAAAUAUUUGGGGAUUUUUGGGGAGAGGUUUUAGCUUAAGUCAACGACGCUAUUCAUCAGCUAGCUAGUGAGCUAUUUUUUAGCCGGCUAGCUAAGCGUGCAUGAGUUGAGAGUUUUGUGACACGGUAAAAAUGUGUGACCUCGGUAUGGACAAUGGCACUAUUUAUGUCCGUGAAAGAGGCAACCUUCGUCGUGUCAGUGACAUAGUCCUGGCACAGCCAAAGCCAGUGUCAUCAUGCAGAAGGACGAAUCCGUUUGUGCUGAGAAAGGAACAUUUCACAUUCACCUACAAUGCAGAGGGAAGUCUGAGGUACACCGCAAAAUCUCUUUUUGAUAUCACUCUGUUGUUCGUAGCUGACAAUAUUCACCAUGUGGACUCUCUGGUGGGUUUCCCUGAGCAAAUAGGAGACAGACUUUUUGCAGCAGCAGAGGAGAACCGUGUAUUUUCAAACACAGAUGUUUCUCCAAAAGCCCUCCAGUUAUUUAGUGAUGCAUAUGGGCAGAUGGUGCUUGGAUCCCUCUGUCUACGAAACAGGUUUCCACUUUUGCAUGAGAGGAUGGAAGAAAUAAAAACAUUUCACAGUCUGAAGUCUCUGGAUUUGUUUGGCUGCAGACUGGGCGAUGAUCAUGAGAUAUUCCAGCAUCUAACAUCUAGCUCAUUGGCAAACAGCCUCAUUCAGCUUUUCAUCGGUGGGAACAAUUUGUCAGAUGUUGGCUUACAAAGAUUGACUGCACCUAUCCGGAUGAUGAGGAAGGGACUGGAUUGUCUUCAGCUUCUAGAUGUUUCCUAUAACCCCAUCUCAGAGAGGGCCCUCAGAUACCUCACAUGCCUCCCCAAACUUGAAAAACUUGACGUAUCUGGGACUAGUUUGAAGCUUGGUGCAGGUUUGAAAACGACCAUAUGGAACCAGUUGGGACUCAUUUGUUCUGAUAAACCUCUGGACAUCUUUGAUCACUCAAGAUGCAAAACAGAAGGUUGGGCAGAGCAGGUUGUAAACCAGUGGGAAACGAAUAGUUCACAAAUGCCAAAACAGAAGAAAAUUGAAGAAUCAAGAACAUCAGCUCUACGCUUUUUUGGAAGGCAGAAGUUUGUCAGAGAAGUCCUGAAUGCAGCACCCCUGGUAUGUGAGAGUGAAGAGGAGGCCAAGAGAGACAGACUGCAUUUCUACAGACCUGAAGCAAAGAAUCACAUACCUGAGAAACAGGUUCCUUACACGGUAAAUCAACAAGAGAAGACUUCGUGGCACAACAUCAAAAAACGACAGCGUCAGUCAGAAAGGUGUGACAGUUCACGUCGUAGCCCUCCAACAAAACGUUCGCCGUCAUCAGCGCUUACUGCAGAGGACAUUGAAUUGUUGAACAGCUAUUGAGGUAUUCGUCCAUAAAGAGCACAACACAAGUGUGACCAUUAACAGGUAACAUUUAGGCCCAAAGGAACGAGAAUAUUUUUACAAGAAUUUUCCCCCUAGUUAACUGUAAACACUUUUUCUUGGAUACUAGUGGAGUUUUAGAUUUAUUUUUUAUAAAUAAAAGGUCAAUAUUU